CAAGAGAUUUAUCGGGAGAGGGAAACCCAGAAGUGUGGCUGCCUCUGCUCAAGCCCGAAGCAGUAGGGAACUGAGCAGAAGGCAGGGUUUAAGGAGUUUUGGGGAGAAAGCGGGAAUUUUCCUGGUGAAGAUUUCCAGAGUGAAGAUUGCUGGGAUUUCAACUCCCGAGCUCGGGCUAGCUCAGAACUGGCGGGCUUCUGUGGCAAACUCAGCGAUUGGUGGGAUUAUAUUUCUUGACCUUGGUUUUAGGCUUGAGGUCUAGUUAGGGUUAGGGUGUUUUUCUUUGGCCCUUUUACCCUACACAAAAGUCAUGUGAAGAAAGUCUCUAUCCACCGGCACCUUGUAACCAGCCUCUUAUUUAAUUCGGUUAAGCCCUUACCCCAGCAGAACCAGGCAACAUCAUUCUGAAGAGUAGGAAACCGGAACCAGGAUGGUAGCGGCUACUGACGUCAGAUGCUAUUGGCGUCAUCAAGUAGAAAGCUUUGCCUAGUCUGUCUUUCCCUCUUGGAUUAUACAGUGUGUUUCCGUGGUUUGAUGCGUGAGGAUCAUGAGUUCAAAGCUAACCUGAGAUACACAGUGAGUUUCUGUCUUUAAAAAGUAAAGGAUUUUUCUAUGCUAGUAGAAAGGAGCAGAGUAUCCCCACCAGAAAGGAUCCCAAACUCAGCAUCGCCAACGAGCUUCCUGAGAGAGCCAAAGAGAGAGAAGCUGUUGAGUAAAAGUUGCAGAGCGCUCACGGAGAUAGAAAAAGAACUUCAGGAAGGGCCAAGUCGUCAGAUCCGAGAGGCUCCGCAGAGCGCGGAAGGGUCGCGAGGCGGAACCACUCUUGCAGGGUAAAGUUGUUGGGGGGCGGGGGGGGGCGGCGGUGUUCAUAGCGGAAGAAGCCGGAGGAUUUCCGAAGCGAGCGGAAGCGGCGCGGUCCGGGUCCAAACCAGCCGAAAGCAUGGCUGGCGCGUCUUCGGAGGCGGAGGCGGAGGCGCUGGCCGCGGCGCGCGAGCGGAGCCGCCUCUUCCUGAGCGGCCUGGAGCUGGUGCAGCAGGGCGCCGAGGCUCGAGUGUUCCGUGGCCGCUUCCAGGGCCGAGCGGCCGUGGUGAAGCACCGCUUCCCUAAGGGCUACCGGCACCCGGAGCUGGAGGCGCGGCUCGGCCGGCGGCGGACGGUUCAGGAGGCUCGCGCGCUGUUGCGCUGCCGCCGUGCGGGUGAGGAGGGCCGGACCGGGCUCCGGGAGACCGGUGGGGACAGGAGAGACGGAGCUCCGGGAGACGGAUGGGAACGGGAGAGACGGGACUACGGGAGACCGGUGGGGACGGGAGAGACGGGGCUCCGGGAGACGGGUCGAGUCAGGACAGUCGGAGUUCUGGGAGACCGGAAUAGCUGCCCCCGUCGUCUUCUUUGUGGACUAUGCUUCUAACUGCCUAUAUAUGGAAGAAAUCGAAGACUCGGUGACUGUUCGAGAUUAUAUUCAAUCCACUAUGGAGACUAAACAAGACCCCCAAUGCCUCUUGGACUUGGCCAGGAAGAUCGGGCAGGUUCUGGCCAGACUGCAUGACGAGGACCUCAUUCACGGGGACCUCACCACCUCCAACAUGCUCCUGACACGGCCCCUGGAGCAGCUGCACAUCGUGCUCAUCGACUUCGGGCUGAGUUUUGUCUCAGGACUGCCAGAAGACAAAGGCGUAGACCUCUAUGUCCUGGAGAAAGCCUUCCUCAGCACGCACCCCCACACUGAGACUGUGUUUGAAGCCUUUCUGAAGAGUUACGGUGCCUCAUCCAAGAAGUCCGAUCCAGUGCUGAAGAAGUUAGAUGAGGUGCGCCUGAGAGGGCGAAAGCGGUCCAUGGUUGGGUAGCGGAGCUGUGGUGACUGGCUCACAGUGAAGGAUGAUGUAGACGAGGCUGGACCUCAGCAAAGCGUGGGGUCGUUAAGUGGUCUGUGAUCAUACUGGGACACCACCAUCCUUGGCUCACUGUUCUCAGGGGCUUCGUGUUCAUGAGAUUUAUUCUAGGCAGAACUGGGUGGGUAGCCCAGGCUAGCCUUGAAUUUGUGGCAGCAUCUUGCCUCAGCUUGCUGGGAGGAGGUUAUAAACCACCAUACCUGACUUUGCACUGAUUCUGUAAGAAACAAAACAUCUAUGAUUACAUUUAUUUUUAUAUCUUUUUAUAUUUAUUUCGUGUGCCUGUGCAAAUGUGUACAUGGAGGUCAGAGAGUCAGAUCUCUGGUUCUGCAUUGUAGAAUCUGUCAUAUGGAUUCCAGGGUGAUUAAAUUAAAUUAAAAUUAAAUCCAGGUGA
Messenger RNA from Rattus norvegicus (Norway rat), 2283 nucleotides. RefSeq names its product tumor protein p53 regulating kinase B (gene Tp53rkb). Gene Ontology annotation, cellular component: nucleus; EKC/KEOPS complex. Gene Ontology annotation, molecular function: transferase activity; protein serine/threonine kinase activity; catalytic activity. The record is from RefSeq and is a predicted model, not a curated record. NCBI's taxonomy places the organism in Eukaryota, Metazoa, Chordata, Mammalia, Rodentia, Muridae.